This is a messenger RNA of Lepus europaeus (European hare), 1506 nucleotides long. RefSeq names its product docking protein 5 (gene DOK5). Lineage: Eukaryota; Metazoa; Chordata; Mammalia; Lagomorpha; Leporidae. The transcript has 8 exons. The coding region runs from base 213 to 1133 and encodes 306 amino acids. The record is from RefSeq and is a predicted model, not a curated record. Gene Ontology annotation, biological process: positive regulation of MAPK cascade; cell surface receptor protein tyrosine kinase signaling pathway. Gene Ontology annotation, cellular component: cytoplasm.
GUGGCUGCAAGCCGGCCGCCCACUUCCAGGGUUUGGGGCGCAGGGAAAGUGAUGUGCGCUGUCUGAAGCCUCGCGGAGCCGCAACCGAAGCCGCUUCACCUGCCCAACUUUCUCCCCGCCCCUCCCAUUCCUCCUCUUGACCCUGCCCUCAAUCCUCCCCAAAGCCUCUUAGAGUGCGUGCGCUUGGGUACGGCGGUCGCCGGCUGUCUGGGAUGGCUUCCAAUUUUAAUGACAUAGUGAAGCAAGGGUACGUGAGGAUCCGGAGCAGGCGCCUAGGGAUUUAUCAGCGAUGCUGGUUGGUAUUCAAGAAAGCUUCAAGCAAGGGUCCAAAAAGACUGGAGAAAUUUUCUGAUGAACGUGCUGCCUAUUUUAGGUGUUAUCAUAAGGUUACAGAGCUCAACAACGUGAAGAACGUAGCUCGGCUGCCAAAGAGCACGAAGAAACACGCCGUGGGGAUCUACUUCAACGAUGACACCUCCAAGACCUUCGCCUGUGAAUCAGAUCUUGAGGCCGACGAGUGGUGCAAAGUCCUCCAGAUGGAAUGUGUAGGGACACGGAUCAAUGACAUCAGCCUCGGAGAGCCCGACUUACUGGCUACCGGAGUUGAACGAGAACAGAGUGAGAGAUUCAAUGUGUAUUUGAUGCCAUCUCCUAACUUAGAUGUACAUGGCGAAUGUGCCUUGCAGAUUACAUAUGAGUAUAUCUGUCUUUGGGACAUCCAGAAUCCCAGAGUCAAACUCAUCUCAUGGCCACUAAGCGCCCUGCGGCGAUAUGGACGUGACACCACGUGGUUCACUUUUGAGGCAGGGAGGAUGUGCGAGACUGGAGAAGGGCUGUUUAUCUUUCAGACGCGAGACGGCGAAGCCAUCUAUCAGAAAGUUCACUCUGCUGCCUUAGCCAUAGCUGAGCAGCAUGAGCGCUUGCUACAAAGCGUGAAAAACUCAAUGCUCCAGAUGAAGAUGAGUGAGCGAGCCGCCUCCCUGAGCACCAUGGUGCCCCUGCCUCGCAGCGCCUACUGGCAGCACAUCACCCGGCAGCACAGCACCGGGCAGCUCUACCGCCUGCAAGAUGUCACCAGCCCUCUGAAGCUGCACAGAACAGAGACUUUUCCCGCCUACCGAUCCGAGCACUGACAGCGACGACCAAGAAUCGCCCGCUCACUUGGGAUGAGAUGAGUCAGCCACGCUGGAGGUUGCAGAGUGAUGGCAAGGGACGCCACGACCAAGAGAAACAGCGUAAAGUCCGGGCUAGUUGUGCGGUCCUCGGGAAACUCUGCAAUACAAUCAAUCAAUUUUUUUUUUUAAGUCUUAGCGUAAUUCAAACAUGCUCUAUAGGUAUCGACUUUUCGUUCGUCUUUUACGGCUGGGCAGAGAGGAGUCAAUCCCACCAAACGAUUUUCUAUUGUAGAUACCAUGUCCCCCUGCACUGCUCUGAAUCUGUCCUCUUGUGGAUUCUUGUGAUUUUCCUUCUGAGUGUUUCAAUUGUACCCGUCAGUACUGACAAUAA